AUGAUAUUACAAAGAUUUUCAUAUAAAAGAGAAAAGAUUGGUGUUCCUAUUUCUACUACUAAAAAAUCACAGCUUUAUACUGAAGUUAUCAAAUCAUUUAGGGUUACUUUAGUGUCUACCUCUCAUACACUUUCUGAAUGA
Molecule: messenger RNA, 141 nt
Organism: Funneliformis mosseae
Lineage: Eukaryota; Fungi; Glomeromycota; Glomeromycetes; Glomerales; Glomeraceae
Source: the annotation of a GenBank genome assembly